UCUGCCCGGCAGCCGGCCUCGCGGAGCGCGUGUCCACGCCUCGGCCCCGCCCGCCCGGCGCCGCGCGGGUCCCCGCCCUCCUGGCCCGGCCAGGGCCCUCCCGGAGCUAUUUUCAAAGUGACCCUGGGCCGGGGCGCGGGCGCGGAGCGGGCGCAGGCGGCGGAACCAUGACCGAAGAUGACCGAGGCGGCGCUGGUGGAGGGCCAGGUCAAGCUGCGGGACGGCAAGAAGUGGAAGAGUAGGUGGCUGCUGCUACGCAAGCCGUCGCCCGUGGCAGACUGCCUGCUCAUGCUGGUCUACAAGGACAAGGCGGAGCGCGCGCGGGGCCUGCCGGAGCGGGCCAGCGUGGCCCUGGAGCACAUUUGUGGCCUGGAGCCCGGCCUGCCCUACGAGGGUCUGGCCCACACGCUGGCCAUCGUCUGCCUGUCCCAGGCCGUCAUGUUGGGCUUUGACAGCCGGGAGGCCAUGUGCGCCUGGGACGCCCGCAUCUGCUACGCGCUGGGAGAGGUACACAGGUUCCACGUGACGGUGGCUCCGGGCACCAAGCUGGACAGUGGCCCAGCCAGCCUACACCUCUGCAAUGACGCCCUCACGCUGGCCAGGGACAUCCCCCCGGCCGUCACGGGCCAGUGGAAGCUGUCGGACCUGCGGCGCUAUGGCGCCGUGCCCGGCGGCUUCAUCUUCGAAGGCGGGACCAGGUGUGGCUACUGGGCCGGGGUUUUCUUCCUGUCCUCAGCGGAAGGGGAGCAGAUCAGCUUUCUCUUUGAUUGCAUCGUGCGUGGCAUCUCCCCUACCAAGGGCCCCUUCGGGCUGCGGCCAGUCCUGCCAGACCCCAGCCCGGGGGGACCCUUGCCGAUGGCAGAGCGGGGGGCCCAGGAGGCCCUGCAGCUGGAGAAACGGCUCAGCUUGCUGUCCCAGUCGGGGCGUCCGGGAAGCGGAGGGGACGACCGGAGCCUGUCCAGUUCCUCCUCAGAGGCCAGUCACUCGGACAUCAGCGGCAGCAGCCGGCUCAGCACGUGGCCGGAGCAGUCCUCGUCGCAGGAGGGGUCGGGACCGGCGGGCGCCCAGGCCCCCGGGGACGCCUUGGCCCCCGGCGCCUCGAGGCCUGCGCCCAGGCCGCUGCGGCCGCGGCCACUGCAGGAGGUUGGCCGCCAGAGCUCCUCGGAUAGCGGCAUCGCCACGGGCAGCCGCUCCUCCUACUGCGGCAGCGUCUCCUCCUGCGCCGGCAGCAGCCUGGCCGACGAGCUGGGCUCGCUGCUCAGCCUGCAGCCCGCCGCCGGGGCGCCUGAGCCCGGCUUCUGCUGCUGCCCGCCUGGGGCGGCCGAGUACCAGGUGCCCGCGGCGCUGCGGCCGCACUACGACACGCCCCGCAGCCUGCGCCACGGGCCCAGGGACCAGAGCUGCGCCCCCGUGCCGGGCGGGGCUGACGACGGCGCGACCACCGCCACGGCCACGGACCCGGGCGGCCAGACGUCCGCCGCGGGCCCCCCUGGCUGGCCGGGCGUGAGACGUCGGGGACAGUCGACGGCGGAGGCGGCUGUGGGCAGCGGGGCAGAGCCGCCAGGUGCAGCCCCUGGAGAGCCCUGGGCGGCAGGCGGGUCCCCGCCAGCUUUCUUUGCCGCGUGUCCAGUCUGUGGAGGCCUCAAGGGAGCAGUGGCAGCCCUCGGCCUGGAGAUGGCACACGCAGGCUCCCCGGGGUCGGAGUCGCCCACUUAUGCCAACCUGCCCGUCAGCCCCUCGGGCCGAAAACAGCUGCACUACCUGGGGCUGGAGCUCCAGGAGGCAAGUGUGGGGGUCCGAGGAGCAGGAGCCUCCCGCUACGCCCAGAUCGACAUCACAGCCAUGGAAACGGCGCACCGUGUGGGCGCCCAGCACGCACAGGCCCGGCAGGAGCGGCUGCGGGAGCUGGAGCAGCAGCAUGGACGGAGCAGAGCCCCGCUCUGAGCCUCACGGAGCGCACGGCUGGGACUGUGCUGGGCGAGUGGCUGGAGGCAGCCACCCAAGCCUGGAGUCCAGGCUGACCUCUCUUCUCUAGCUUGGACAAGUCAUCACGGCCUCGGCGGGCCCGGGGCGGCCCCCCAGGUGGAGACAUCACCCCCUUCCCUUGACGCUGUAGCUCGGAGUCAGG
Ochotona princeps (American pika) is the source of this 2128-nucleotide messenger RNA. RefSeq names its product docking protein 7 (gene DOK7). Lineage: Eukaryota; Metazoa; Chordata; Mammalia; Lagomorpha; Ochotonidae. Gene Ontology annotation, biological process: positive regulation of protein tyrosine kinase activity; neuromuscular junction development. The record is from RefSeq and is a predicted model, not a curated record. The transcript has 10 exons. Gene Ontology annotation, molecular function: protein kinase binding. The coding region runs from base 178 to 1944 and encodes 588 amino acids.